Messenger RNA from Sebastes umbrosus (honeycomb rockfish), 1176 nucleotides. It is a transcript of the gene miso1, whose product is annotated as c18h3orf33 homolog (H. sapiens). Lineage: Eukaryota; Metazoa; Chordata; Actinopteri; Perciformes; Sebastidae. The record is from RefSeq and is a predicted model, not a curated record. The coding region runs from base 79 to 861 and encodes 260 amino acids. The transcript has 5 exons.
UUACACAGUAAAUGUGUCUUGUUCGUCCCUCCCACAGAGGCGGAGCUGCCGGAUGCAUCGAGAGAAAAUGUCAACAACAUGCCGGAGACUACCAGAGAAAGAGAAACUGACGAGGCACAGACGGACAGACAACAAAGAGAUCCAGGGAGCCAGUCGUCUGUUAACAUCGUGUCAUUAAUAUCUCAGUUCGCAGAUGAUAAUUUAACACUUGUGCGGAACAUAAGCACCGGACUGGCAGUUGCUGGUGUUAUUGUCAUAGCAAGGAGUAUCAGACUGAUCACCAAAUUUCAAGCUGCGUCUGAGAUCCCUGCUCGUUUUAUUGAGAGGAACGUCAGUCUACGUGGGAAGGUUCAUUCAAUCACAGAGAGAGGACUCGAAGUGGAACAUGUCCCAAUUUAUCUGCCAGUCCUCUCUCCGUUACUGUCGAAACACAAAGGUGUGUGCACGCCCCCGAUGCUGGUGCAUCUUGCAGGAGUGGAGUUGACUCCAGAGGGCAGGGUAUGGCUGCAGAAGAACCUGGCUCCUGCCCAAACAGUCUGGCUAAAGCUUAUCAGCCGAGAGGACAACAUGCUACACUGUUUGGUGUCUCAAAGCAGGCAAGGGUCGAUGUGGAGCUACUGUAUGAACAAAGAGGUCCUCAAGCUCGGUCUGGCUCGCACCGCUCCCCUGGUCGGGGUCCUGCAAGACUCUCGCCUCUACUGGCGUCUCCACAAACGGCUGCACAGGGCAGAGGUCAAGGCUGAGAGGAGGGGGCGGGGACUGUGGAAGCAGGACAGCCUAUGGGAGAGAGCCUCCAAGACUGUCUGGGACAACGCUUUAUUCAGACUGAUGAGGAGGAUCUUUAAGAGGACUGGUGACUGAUCUUUACUAGACAUAAUUGUUUAAUAUGUGACAGCACACAAUCUGUUUUGUUUAUUCUGUUUACCUGUUAUUGCCAAUUGAUAUAUUGACACAAAGGGAGUUUAAACGGUUAGGAAAAGUGCCAUCCAUCACUGAUCUGUCAUGUAUGACAGAUAUAUGCUUAUCAAUGCUUUGAAAACAGUUCAAUUUCCCUGAUAUUACAAAAAAACUUGAAUUUUUACUUUAAAUUCCUCAUUACACCUGUUGCAAAGGUUUGUGUUUUAGUUUUACUGUAUUUCACAGAAGUUUGAAAUGUUUAAAAAACUCAAUCCCUGA